Zygosaccharomyces rouxii is the source of this 6462-nucleotide messenger RNA. RefSeq names its product Bph1p (gene BPH1). The record is from RefSeq and is a predicted model, not a curated record. Gene Ontology annotation, biological process: intracellular protein localization. Bases 1 to 6462 code for a protein of 2153 amino acids. Lineage: Eukaryota; Fungi; Ascomycota; Saccharomycetes; Saccharomycetales; Saccharomycetaceae. Gene Ontology annotation, molecular function: protein kinase binding. The transcript has a single exon. Gene Ontology annotation, cellular component: cytosol; membrane.
AUGAUCCAUUUAAAUGCAGAUUGGAAAAUGGCUGACGAGAUGGAAGCUCUGGUGAAUUUGCUCGGCAGUGUUUUGUUGCUUAACGAAUCGGAUCAAGAAUCCAACGCCAAUGUUAACGACCAUAUUUCAGAUAUUCUACUUAACUAUGAAUCUCCAAAAAAUGAUGGAGGAAUUGACAGUGAAAGCGGUCGAACUUGUGAAUUAGACAGCUAUGUGGAUUCUGAAUUGAGCAGCAGGUUUGAGCUGUCUAACACGGAUGAUACUUUCCAAUUGGAGGCUAUUGAUCAAUGGGAAGAAUUGUUCAGUGACCAUUGGAAUUCCGUCUAUUAUGCUGUUAGUUUGCAGCUAAUAAUUUCCCUAGCCAAUAUAUCCCUUUUGAAUAAAAUGAAGUUGUCCAAAAUAAAGAAUCUUAAAGUGAAAAUAUUGGAAAGGCUGAAAUUGGGGGGAAAACAAGAUAUUGACCCGCUUGUGAAAAAUAGACUUGACGAAUUAUGUUACCAAAUUUUAUCUGUCGAUUGUGAACCCACAGAUUUGUUAAAACUUUAUUCACAUUUUAACCAAAAUAGCAAUUAUGACAUCCUAAACUCCCUGGCGGCUCAGAUGUCAGAUCCGUUAGCCCAAAACUACUUGCAACUUGAAAAUAAUUACAAAAUUUCAAGACCUGCACCAAAAAGUCUACGAUGUUCACUACAGUUUUUCCUCGAGUUCAACAACGUAACCUCCAAUAGAAUAUCCACAAUUGGUGAAAAUAUCUAUCUAGAGAUUAAGGAGGGCCAAUUUUGCAUCUCAAAUGAUGAAUUUAUUAUAGCACUUUUUGAAGAAUUCGAGUUUGAACCGGCUAUCCUCUAUUCAUUAGCAUUAACCAUCAAUGAUAACGAAGUUUCACUUUACGUCGACGGUAAUUAUAUCAGCACAAUAACCCUAUUGGAAGGUUCCAUAACCACUGUAGACCGCAUUGACCUGGGGUCAUUGAUAUGCUCCUUUAAGCUUUUCCGUUUCACCAUUUAUGAUGACGUUCUAACAGGACAAUCACUCAAGAUUUUAUUUGCAUUAGGAUCCCAUUUUAAAAAUUCCUUUGACAGAGAUUUAAGCAUACAUGGAUUAGAAUCUGCGUUAGAUGAUGCAUUUUUAGAAAAGUUGAGUAAAUCUAUAUCCCCCUCAGGUGUGACCGUUGAAAGUCUUUCUAGACAGACGCAACAGCUGCAUAAGCAACACGUUUUGAUCGACUUGGAUCCAUCUAAUGAAUAUACCAUAUGUACAUCAGAGGGCCCAGAAAAUUCAGUGCAAAUAAGGACAAUUGGAAUCGAAGAUCCAGCAGAGGACUUAGGCAUGGGGAGAUGUUAUUACUAUAAAGGCGCCAAUUUAAUUUCCAUCUUCACUUCAAUAAAUUGUUUUCGAUUUAUUUUCUGCUCAUUGGAAGAUUGCCAAGAUAUGGAUCAAUUGUACAAUUUUUUAUCACAUCUAAUGAUAUUAUUACGGAGUGGUUUUUUACGACAUUGGUUUAAAAAGGAGUUUGGGUUUCCGCUGUUAUCUCACAUCUUAAUCAUGAAGGUGAUUAAAAAAUUAGACAAAUCACUACCAAUCCAAUUUUUAAAUUUGUUUCAAGAGUAUUGCGGGUGGGAUUUUUCCAAUAUUUCAAAUUCUCUGAUCGGAGAUGAAAUAGCCUAUCAAAGCCUGGUGCUUAAUUUUGACCUUUGGUAUCAUGAUUCUUCUAAGGAUGAGGAGAGUCGGGCAGGUGUUGAAAUUAUUAGGUUUUUGUUUUUCCAAAUUUCCAGUCUGUUAGGAUCUUCAAAUUACCGACAGUUCAAUUCACAAAAGUUGGUUAGCUUAAAUGUAUUAGAGAAGUUGUGUUAUUUUCAACAUUUUUUCUCAGAAAAGCAUGGAUAUCCAAACGUUUUCGAAGAAUUAAAACCAGACUUGACCAACGUUUACUUAGUAUUACUCAAGGAUAACUUAAAGAAGUCCAGUGUUCAAUGGUUACUCCAAUUUUCUCACUUCGAGGCAAAAAGUGGCUAUUUUCAAAAUACAGAAGUAGCUAUGAAUGCUGUCGAUCAGUUAUUCACUGAAUGCCUGAGUGUGAACGACACAAAGGCAGCCCAAGUAUUUAUGGAAUCAGUCUCGCCUAAAUUUCUUUUAAUGGUUUUAGGUGAAAUUGUUUCAAACAAAGGAAACCCUCGUCUUUGUCUGAAUAUUCUUUUCAAGUUACUGCUGUUUAGUUCGGCGGUUUUUAGGAAUUUUACUAAAAGCAAUGGGAUGGAUCUUCUAUUUGACAUUCUCAAAGAUACUGAUAUGUCAUUCUAUGAAAAUGUGAUCUGUUUGUUAUAUGCAUAUUCGUUGGGUAGCUAUAAUACCAUCUCAUCCCUCACUUCCUUUGAAGAUUUUCAGGACAACAAUUUUGUCUUAGAAAUGAAAGUGGUCAUGAGAGAUCCUUUUUAUCUCGCUGUCGAGCUUUUGGAAUGGGCUACUAUAAACGAUAUCAGGAUGCAUAAUCCUGCUGCUUUGGACACUUUGAUUACAAAAUUCCUUUACCGGUUGUCUUUGUUGCUGAAAAAUCCUCAGAAUUAUGCUGUAUUCGACCCUCGAGUGUGUAUACUGUUCGUGAAGUUGAAUAGUUUGUUCAUCACCUUAACCAAACCACAAAAUUCUUCAAUUUACGGAAAUUCUUCGAAGCUUAUCACAGAUAUUAUUUCAAGCAAUCUGUUGCAUGCCAUUUUGACCUUAAAUACGAGUGAUUUCGAGAAAUACUUGGAAGCUAUAACCCAUUCUACCGGUAGUGAGCUUGAUAAAUCAGCUAGUGAACUCGAACUGAGCGCCAAUGUUUUCGAAAUGGCCUUUUUGAACAAUUUCUUUGUGGCAAUCUUUCGGAAAUUGAAUGACUUAAAGUUUCCAUUCGAAUCACAACUAGUGAAAAAUCCUUUCAUGGUUUCAAAUAUUUUGCUUUAUUUUAACAGGUUUAAGCAUCAUAUAUUAAUCGUUAAAUUCAAUACGAGAUUUUAUUUGGAAAUUUUAGAAAGUGCUGUUAACAUUGUGGACGUAUUACUCAGGAAUGGGCUCAAUCAAUUUGAAAAUGUUUCCAAAUUUGCCGCCAUCAAUUUGAUUACUUACAGUGUCAUACCUUUGCUAUAUCCCGUUUUCAAUGGAGAAUCUUCAUGGGAUGCUGCUUGCCUGGUAAAAUUCUGUAAACUUCUACAAGAUCACAAUGAUGCACUUUUUGGUAAGGGUCAUGGAUAUUGUGAGAAAGAACUGGUCAAAUUCAUAUUAUCAUUUUUGCUCUCCCAAUUGAUGGAUGAUGAUCAUGUGAAUACAGUUGGGAAUUGCUUGAGAACUAUCAUAUCACAUAAUUGGAAGGACUUACCAGCGAUAGCGGGCUCACUUGGCGUAGAGGAUGGUCCAGAAUUAAAUUCUAUACUUAUGGAUAUAGCCCUUAAUGAGUCGAAGCUCCUAAAAGUGGUACGAGAAAAUAAUUUAUUUGGUGACUCUCAGAGAGAUCAAGCAAUCGAUUAUGCAUUAAGAAGGAUCAAUCUCGGUCAGGGCAUCAAUAUAAUAUCCGAAGAAGGCUUGAAAGAAAAAAUCCUACACUGUAGGUUAUUCCAAAUGGACAGUAACUACACCCAGAGGGAGAAAAGACAUCGCUUAUUUUCAGAGGAUAAUGUUGCACUCGAUAAAAGAGUGAGAAUCAUUUAUCGAAAGUUCUACACCAAUUUUGUGACCGAUAUGGAGCAAGAUACUGUUGUCCACAAUAAUGAACUAUUUUUCCUGACAUUUCAACAUAUUCACACCCUCGCACUUCAACAGGACACAGGUGAUGCAUGUAUUUGGGAACUUGAUUCUGUUGAGGAUUUUAAUAGAAUGAGAAGAAGAAUGCUUCCUUCCCCGCGAGAGCUGAACGACGAGCAGUUUUCUAAUUCGAAUGAGGAAGACUCUAAGAAGGGAGAAGUAAAGCCUAGACCCAGACAAUUUAGGACCAAUAGUGUGCUGUCUUAUGACAUUAUAUCAGAAUUAGAAACCCUCGAAAUGUUCACCAAUGAUAUGAAAGAUGAGAAUAGAAAGGUUUUAAAAGUUCUCAGGGGAAAAGAUUCGAUCAAAACCGUCUGGAACUGCAGUCUUGUAAUUGGGCUCGAUGUCAGAGAAGGAAUUUUAAUUGUCGCACAGUUCAACGUUUAUUUCAUAAGCAACUACUACUUUGUUAACAAUGAAAAUAAGGUUAUCAAGCUUUCUGAAGUACCGGAGAGUAGAAGAGAUCCUAAUAUCAAUCUUAUAACCGGAUCGAAUAACAGAAAUAAUCAGCAAAAUUACAACCAUGAAGUUCAUCUAUGGCUACUUUCUGACCUAAUUUUUGUGACGAAAAGACCAUUUCUAUUGAGGGAUGUGGCCAUAGAGCUAUUAUUUGAAAAUGGUACAAAUUGCUUUGUGAGUUUUGAUAGCAAACGAUACAGGGAUGCUGCAUAUUCAAGUUUCGAGAAAUUGCCCAAGAAUAAGAACAUAGAUCCAGUUCUUUUGAAUAUUUUGCGUGAAUUGAACACUAGAAGUAGUAGCAUUGGUACAAAGAACGGUAUCUCAAAAGCUAGCUUAAAAAGCAAAGUUUUUAAAGCUUUAUCGAGUGGGCCUCGUUUGGUUGAUGGUUCCGAAGCCACUAGUCAAUGGCAGAAAGGUGAGAUAUCCAACUUUUAUUAUCUCAUCAUUUUGAAUACCUUAGCUGGCAGAACUUUUAACGAUCUUACUCAAUAUCCAGUAUUUCCAUGGGUCAUUUCUGACUAUAGUAGUGAAGAGCUGGACCUUUCUGACCCCUCUGUGUACAGGAAUUUGUCAAAACCAAUGGGUGCUCAAUCUAAAAAGAGGGAACUGCAGUUCAUUGAAAGAUACGAGGCUUUGGAAGCACUUAACGAUGAAAAUGCUCUGCCAUUCCACUAUGGGACUCACUACUCAUCUGCGAUGAUUGUUUCUUCGUACCUGAUAAGACUGAAACCGUUUGUCAAUUCGUUCCUAUUGUUGCAGGAUGGUAAUUUUGGGCAUGCAGAUCGCCUUUUCAACUCUAUCGAUCGUGCAUGGUCCUCUGCUGCGGUGGAAAAUACUACUGACGUUAGGGAAUUGACCCCGGAGUUUUUCUUUUUGCCUGAACUUUUUUUAAAUAUGAACAAUUAUGAGUUUGGUAAAAGUCAGAAUGGUAAUGAGGUUAACAAUGUGGUCCUUCCGCCUUGGGCCAAAGGCGAUCCAAAGGCAUUCAUAUGGAAGAAUAGAGAGGCAUUGGAAAGUCCCUAUGUCUCAGAGCAUUUACAUGAAUGGAUUGAUUUAAUAUUCGGAUUCAAGCAAAGAGGUGAAAAUGCUAUAUCUUCAGUAAAUGUGUUCAACAAUUUAAGUUACCCUGGGGCAGUGAAUUUGGAUAGUAUUAAUGAUGAAAUGGAAAGAAGAGCUGUUACCGGCAUUAUACACAAUUUUGGACAAACUCCAUUACAAAUUUUUCAAGAGCCCCAUCCACCUAAGCAAUGCAGUGGAGUACAUCGUAUCAAUGAGAUUAUUUGGAGUAAUAUGCCUGAAAGACCUAAUUCCAUUUAUCCAGCUACCGUUAGGAUGAGUACUAAUACAGGAAUUAGAUACAUUUAUUGGCAAGCAAAUCCAGACGGUUCAUUAUAUUGGGGUGGAUAUCCCUUCCUAGACGUAAUGCUUAAAAUUAGUGGAAGCUUUUUGCCAGUAAAAUUGGUAUCACCAUGUUCUUUACAGAUUGGAUCAAAAGCCUAUGAUUUUAUUCAUCAGAGUAGGGUCACCACUUUCACUUUUUGGAGACAGAAUGAAUUCAUUACAGGUGAUGAAAGUGGGUUAAUAAAAGUAUGGAACUAUUCAAACGCCCAUAGCGGAGGUAAAUUGUCACUCUGGGGUACACUUCAUGGACACUUAGCUGGUUUGAAAGAUAUGAGAUUAUACCCUGAUUACAAUACCUUGAUAUCUGUAGAUGAAUUAGGUGUUGUUUACAUGUGGGAUUUGAUCAAAUAUCGACUCAUUAGGCGGUUUUCAUCUGAAGGUGUAGAGAUUGCCAUUUCACAAAAUCAUGGUAAUGUAGCCGUCCACACUAAACCACAUGAGUUAUGCAUUUACAGUUUCAAUGGUCUUUUUUACACAAAUUUAACAAUUGACUCCAACAAAUGUAUUACGAGGUUAGAAUUUUUAGAUUUCUCUGGAAUAGAUUUGGGGUUGAAAAGACAUGCAUAUUGGCAAGAGAAGGAAGUACUCGUUGUUGGAUUUUUGGACGGAAGUUUGGAAGUUUAUGAAUUGGUAUUAGGUAAGAGUUCCCAAUGGUCAUUAAAACUCUUGAAACUUUUGAAAACCGGUGAAAAUCUCAGGAUAACUUGCAUUAAAACCCAACUCAGGCUCCAUCCAUUUGACAAUGGCGGUAAACUCCCACACGAUGUGCCCAAGCUUGAGAUAAUGGCUGGUGAUGAGAGCGGGAACCUUUUCGUCUGGAGGUAA